CUUCAUACACACACCUUGCGCAAACCACGACCACGACCACCACUACAACCACAACCACAACCACAACCCACCUAAACUCCGACACAAUCCAAAAUGGGAGGCGAUCUCAAUCUCAAAAAGUCCUGGCACCCCCAGCUGCUCAAGAACCAAAAGCGCGUGUGGGAGGAAGAAAAGCGCGCGCUCGACGAGCGCAAACGGACGGAGCAAUGGAAGAAGGAGCGGGAAGAGGAGCGGCAGCUGCAGGAGCUACGGAAGAUCCAGGAGGCAGCGGGCGGCAAGAAAGUUCUCGACCGCGUCGACUUCCUGUACAGCGGGCCGGCGCAAGGGAUGGAUCGGACGAGCGAGGAGAUGGAGGCGCUGUUGCUUGGCAGGAGGAGGAUCGAUGGCUUGCUCACCGGAAAGGAUAACGAUAUCCUCAAGAAAGAUGCUGGUACGGAGGGGUUUUUGAAGGCGCCCACCGGCGUGGCAAAUCAGAGGGAUAUCGUGGCGAAGGUGCGCGACGACCCGCUGCUGGCUAUCAAGAGGAGGGAACAGGAGGCGUUGGAGGCGUACAUGAAGGAUCCGACGAAGAGGCGGAAGCUACAGGAGGCGAGGGGCGUCGAUGACAAGAAGGAGAAGAAGGAACGGAGACAUCGACACAGGCAUGACGGCGACGAGAAGGACAGACAUCACCGCAAGAGGUCACGAUCACACUCAAGGAGGAGACAUAGGUCGAGGAGCCCCCGGCGGGAUAAAGGCAGAGAUGAUAAGGAGUAUCGUCGCCGGUCGAGGGAACGAACGAAGAGAGCUGAUUCUCGGGAACGAACCAAGAGAGCUGAUUCGCGCGAGCGGUCCAGGAGGUCUGAUUCGCGCGAGCGGUCAAGGAAAUCUGAUUCUCGCGAGAGACGACACCGAUCGAGAACGCCAGAGAAGCGUGGAGAGUCUCACUCACACCGCCAUGACGACGAGAAGCAGGACCGCACAUCUCCGCACUCUUCACGUCGUCAAAACGAUCGCCGACCUUCGCCCCCUCCGCGGCGCCCCUCGCCUCCGCCCCGUCCCCGCUACAGAUCUCCGCCUCGCCACCACGCCAAGGCCACCUCGAACUCCGUUGCAGACGAGGAAGCAGAGCGUGCUCGGAAGCUGGCAGCGAUGCAGAGCAAUGCCAGUUCCCUUGACGCGGACCGUGCUAAGCGUCUUGCACUGCUGGCGGAGAAGGAGAAGGCGGCUGCGGCUGCUGAGGAGGACGCUAGGAUGCGCAAUAAUAAGUAUGGAGGAAGAGCACAGUUUUUGAAUCAAGCUCAUCGACAGGCUGGUGAGAUGGACUUGGGUGAGAGGGUGGGGAGGUCAAGGCAGGGCCUUAUUGUGGGUAGGGACCAGGACUAAACGUCAUACUCAUUUGAUGGACUGGUAAAACUGAGGCCUCUUUUUGCGUCGAAUUUUCUUAAUAGUGGAAUUCAAAUUGGAGUUUGCGAUUCGCCGGAUGGCGGCUGUUGCGAGUGAUAUGAUAUGAUUAGAACAUGUGCGGUCUUCUGUUUCGUUUUUGUUAGAGCCACAGAGUAAAUUCAAGACUAGUAUCGACACGUAAUAAACAUCUCCUAGAGAACGACCUACAUGUAACCAGC
This is a messenger RNA of Tricharina praecox, 1604 nucleotides long. Its product is annotated as Pre-mRNA splicing factor-domain-containing protein. Gene Ontology annotation, biological process: mRNA splicing, via spliceosome. Bases 94 to 1365 code for a protein of 423 amino acids. The record is from RefSeq and is a predicted model, not a curated record. Gene Ontology annotation, cellular component: U2-type spliceosomal complex. The transcript has 2 exons. NCBI's taxonomy places the organism in Eukaryota, Fungi, Ascomycota, Pezizomycetes, Pezizales, Pyronemataceae.